UUCUUCCAAGCGUGAGAUCACGUUCCGAAUAUAUUAGUUUGAAAAUUUCCUGUUUGGAGUUAUCAGUCGACCCAUAACCUCCAGUCGAAAUUCGACACUCCCGUUAAACUGAUUUCCAGCGUGGAAGGGAAAAUGAAAGAGUUAACGACUUUGAAAGAACUGAAUGAGCUUCUUGAAAGUAGCGGAGUCAAGUUGGUCGUAAUCGACUUUUUUGCCGAUUGGUGUGGUCCUUGCAAGAUAAUGGGGCCUAAGUUUGAGGAAUUGGCCAUGAAGUUCCCGGAUGUUGUAUUCGCCAAAGUAAACAUUGAGAGGGGAAAGGAGCCAACCAAACAUUAUAGUAUUACCUCUAUUCCACAUUUCAAGUUUUUCAAGGGAAAAAAGGAAGUGGAUAACCUCAGAGGCGCUGAUGAAACAAUUCUUACACAAAAAAUUGAAAAAUGGCAGUAAUCGUGGAGUUGAUUUAAAAAGUGAACACAUUUUUGAUUAGAGAAAAUUAUUUGUACUGAAAGAAUAUCCUGCUUGAGAUUUAUUUGUGAUCCAGCUUUUGAAUUAAUAUUGGUCGAUGCUUUAGCCUGUACAUUUUGAGUCCAUCUAUUUAUUUCAUGUAGUUGUAAAGGGUUGAUACAGUAAACUAGAUCCAUCUGCCGAAGAAAAGUUGUUUGAUUA
Molecule: messenger RNA, 666 nt
Organism: Pocillopora damicornis (cauliflower coral)
Lineage: Eukaryota; Metazoa; Cnidaria; Anthozoa; Scleractinia; Pocilloporidae
Product: thioredoxin-like
Molecular function (GO): protein-disulfide reductase activity
Source: RefSeq, a predicted model, not a curated record